This is a messenger RNA of Achroia grisella, 1233 nucleotides long. RefSeq names its product COMM domain-containing protein 2-like. The record is from RefSeq and is a predicted model, not a curated record. The transcript has 5 exons. Lineage: Eukaryota; Metazoa; Arthropoda; Insecta; Lepidoptera; Pyralidae. Bases 458 to 1180 code for a protein of 240 amino acids.
CUUUUGAAGUAAAAUAUUUUCAAAAAUUGGUUAUUUUUUGAGAUUAGAAAACUUGAUAAGUUUAUUAUUGUUAUUUUGAAAAUAAUAUAUUCAGUUUCAGACUCAGAUAUGUUUAAUAAUUAUUUUUCAGUUGGUUGUAUAAGAUUUCCUUGAUUGAUAGUCACAUAUUAUUCUUUGAUAUUUAAAAGACGGUUUAUGUUUAUUGUUAUAUUUUGUAUCAUUAUUAUUUAUAACCAAAAACUAUAUACCUAUGUGGUGCCUGGAGGCAGAACAUGCAAGGCAUACACCCUAACCUCAGUAAUAAAUAAGCAAUCGACUGUCAAUAGUAGUCAACAGCUUCAAGACAACUAAUAGUUUUUGCCGACAAAUAAAUAUUAAUAAUUAUAUCUGAAAUAAGUACUCUUUAAUAUAUUUAUACUACUAUCAGAUAAAUGGUAUAUUUUAAAUCAAAUUCAACAUGAUAAUAUUUUUAAGUGAACUCCAAAAAGAACAUCUGAAUUUACUCCAUAAACAUUCUACUCAAGUUUUAAUUGAUUUUUGUAAACUCACCAUAGACUACUUGAAUAAUGGAGUUGACCAAAAGAAGCACAAUAUUGCAGCAGAAAAACUUAAUGUGCCUUUGAUGGCUGUACAAAAUUUGGUGCAUGCUCUAGUGUAUCUCAUAAUUGAGGCCUGCAAACACAAUCUAUCUGAAUCAGAUUUCAAAUCAUCGCUAGCAUUAGCUGGAUUUUCUACAGAACAGCAAGAAAUAUUGCUGAAAUUGUAUUAUACAAAAAAGAUUGAAUUGUCCAGUGCCCUGAACUUAUUACAGCAAAAAGACCCCACUUAUCAGGACUUUAGUUGGAGGUUCGAAGUGCAGAUUGCAUCUCGAAAUACCAGUGAAGAGAUUAAACCAAUGGUGGCAAUGGAUUUUGUCCUGAUGACUCCUAAGAAUUUUGGACAAUCUAAAGAGGAUAAAUUAGAUAAAUUAAAUUCUACAAGUAAUAAUAAAAAUGUGUCUCCUAUACAUAUUAAUACAACUGUACAAGAUGCAAAAGCAGCAAGUCAUUGUCAGAACAUUAUUAAUCAUCACUUGCUUCAGUGUGAUUUAUCCAAUUUAAUACACAUGACAAAUGUAUUGGACCAAGCAUUAAAAGAAUCGAAAAGUCAACAUGUGCGUAGAGUACAAAGAGCUUUAUAAUAGGUAUUUAAUUUAAUUUUAUUAAUGUUCUAAAUAGAAAUGUAAUAUAUUGA